Messenger RNA from Mya arenaria, 3487 nucleotides. RefSeq lists its product as uncharacterized. Lineage: Eukaryota; Metazoa; Mollusca; Bivalvia; Myida; Myidae. The coding region runs from base 400 to 2388 and encodes 662 amino acids. The record is from RefSeq and is a predicted model, not a curated record. The transcript has 4 exons.
UAUUGUUAGUGUUUUUAACAUAAUCAUUUUGGUGCCUGAAAAUGCUUGAAAAUAAUAUGACUUUAAUUCGAAAUUAAAAUUCGAAAGCAUAAACAUGCCUUAUAUAGACAGCGGUGAAGAGUCAUUCGUUAUAAAAAACACACAUUUAUUCAUAAAAGGUACAGAUUUCGAUGUGGAAUUCUGGAAAACGUGUAAUAAAUAGAGUACAUGAUUAAAUUGGGAUCUGUGGAUGGUAUGAAAAUAGGUACUAUUUUGAAAUAGUUCAAUGCCAUUUUAGAUGGUUUUAUCCUUUAUUGGUGUUUCGGUGAGGAAUACUUAAAACGCCCAAAGAUUGCCGAAUGUCAAUUAUAGAAUAUUAAGGAUAAUGUUUUCACUGUAGUAACCCGACUAUCUUUAACAAUGUAUGAAUAUUAUAAACAGUUUCCUACACCCGGAAGCCAGAACUGGCUUAAGGGGUCAGUUGCUGUUAAUAUCACCAAAAGAGGACUGGCACCGUUUGCUUUUAAGGUAUGUGAUGACAUUCGCGUUGAAAAGUUAAAAUUGGCAAUAAAACAACAUUUUCCUGACCUCUGUGGGAAUUGCUCAAUUGUUGAAGCUAUACCAUGUGAUCCGAAAAACAACAUAUGUAAUGCAGGACAAUGCCGUUUUCACAAGGAUCGUGUUUUUCGUCCGUGCCUUAUAGUAAAAUGUAACGAUUAUCGUAACACUGUAACCGACAAAAUCCAGAAAGGUAUCGAUAUAGGUUGCAUCUGCAAUAGCUGCAAAAUAACUGAAAUUGUAUCGUGUAAUCCGAGAAAUAAAGUCUGCAAUUCGGGAAGAUGCAGAUUCCAUAUGGAUCCAAAUACGAAACUAAACAUUCAUACAAGGCGAUGCCCGAAUAACAUUUGUGAUACGCUCCGAAAUGCCAUACAGCAGACACACCGAUUUGGAAAUCCAUCAUGGAAGAACACCGAUGCAAGGAAAUGGUGUGUAAACGCUUGGGAUAUUGCCAAGUGCUUUAUGCCUCCAGAUGGCUACGCAAAUGUGGACAAUGAAAACGACACUGACUUGAACGGGAUAAUAAGUGUCUACAUCAACUCUGACGAAUUUCAACAGUAUUUUACAGCUGACCUGUCCUUUCCGAAGAACAUCUGCGACAAGGUCCGCGAUGUCGGAAAGAAUAUUCGCCAUGCGCCCGGACUGGAAGUUACUGAAGAUGACUUGAAAGUCUGGCUAUCUGAUCUGAAAGCAUUGUUUUCUGACCCAACAUUCAACAAUGACAAUCCCCUUGCAAAAGACGCACUAGACCAAUUGCAACAGCUGGAGAAUGACGAACUUAUCAUAGAGCGCUACGAGGUUGUGGUGGCCAUAAAGGACUCGGUUGAUUACCUGCGAACGCUUCCUGUCCAUUCAAAUCGAGAGACACUUGAACUACAGAGCCGAAUUGAUGACCUGGAAGUGAAGGUGCAAGACAUACUUAAACAAAUGGAACCUUCUGGGAUGGACAGAUUUAAAUCGGAAUUAAAAGGAAACCUUAUAAAGUAUCACCUAGACAACACCUGCACGUACAAGAUUGGCCCCUUCGUUGAAUCUGGAGUGUUCGGACUUGAGGACUUCUAUAUUCCUCCAAAUAUUAGUCGCGUUAUUCUUCAAUCGAGACAGAAAUACAUUAGAUCGGAAGAACCUCUUACGAGUUUGGAACAGAUGUUCAGCUCCAAACGAAUUACUAUUCUUUCUGCAGACGCCGGCGUAGGAAAAACAACGUUUUGUAAGUCUUUAGUUACAUUAUGGUGCGCGGUACAAGAGGGAAAGACCAAUCCAUUAGCGAAGUUUAGUCGCUCUCAAAACGUUUUCAGUGACAUUACAUAUUUAGCUGAGUUUACAUAUUUAUUUUACAUCCAGUUACGGGGGAACAAAUGCGAUAAACUAGAGGAUAUAAUUUUCUCUCAUACAGAAUUAGUUGACACAGAAUUGACAAGGAAUAACAAGGCUUUUUGUAAUUUGUUAUCGAACGAAACCGGUUUGGUAAUUUUAGACGGAUUAGAUGAAUGUGACAUUCCUAUUAUUAGUCCCUUAGCAACAAAUAGAAAGUAUACUGUUCUCAUUACAUCACGUCCUUGGAAACUUGCAAAUAUAGAUAUGCCGAGAACAGGUACAUAUACACAUGCACAGAUUAAAGUUAUUAGCCGGGACGUGUCCGAGCAACUUGUGGAUCAUUUGAAUAAUUGUUUGAACAAGCAUUUUAGCACCUCAUAUAAUAACGGAGAUUUCUUAUCUGCUAUUAAAAAACAACAUUUGGAACCAUUUCUCCAAAAUCCAAUGUUAGCCUCGCAGUUGUUAUGUGUCUAUCACGAGAAACGCAGUCAGAAUAUAACAUGUCUUGUGAAUACAGCCGUGGAUAGUACAUGACCAGACUACGGUACAACGUCAAAAUCUCGUAAAAAGGAUAUGACGUUCUUUGGUAAGACAAGGUCGCAUAUAUACGCAAAUAUGAUAGAACUGAUGUUUCGAAGUGUCGAAAAAAAGGACAAAUCACUCGUACAAGGUCUGAGUGAGCUAUAUAAGAGCGAUGAUCGAACACAUACCCUCCCCGAAUGCUUUGAUGAUAGAAAUUACACAUGCAGUGGAUUAGCAGUACUAAUUAACGGUAUUGGAAAAUUGGCAGCCUAUUCACUCGUAGACGAUGAUAACUCUUUAAUAGAAGAACACCAAAUGCGAAUAUUGAAGAAUGAGGAAAAGACGGUUCUUCUCAAAUCUGGAAUUCUCUCGAUAACAAGCUUAAAAACGUUAUCAGGAGAAAGCAUGCUGUACACAUUUUUACAUCAAACUUAUAAAGAGAUGCUUGCCUGUGUAUUUCUCUCUUCUCUGGAUUUUCAUAAUAAUUUAUGGAAAAUGUUUAUAAACAGAUUUGAAUCUGUUAUGACACCCGAUAUAUUGUCAUUUUUAUGUGUCAUGAACUACGAACAAGGUUGCAAGUGUUUAGAUAUGUUUAAUGAAAAGAAACGGUUGUUUUUUAGAGGCGACAUAUUUCACGAUUCCGAACUCAGAGACUAUCAAUCUACAAUUAAAAUGACCUACAAGGAAUGUUGCGACAAUGGAAUAAAAAAGCCUCGAAUUACAUUGAAACACGCACAGAUCGGCUCAGAUUUAGGAAUUGACACUGAUCAUGCACUUUUGCAAGGAAACAGUAUUAAGUUGGAAACAAUUUUCAUAAAAAAGUAUACGCUUUCCAUAGCAAAUAUUUCAAACUUAUUCCAAACUUCAUUGACGCAUUUAUGGCUAAACGAAGCUACGUUAAACGACGAUGACCACAUCGUCCUAUCGAAAUGUGCACAUCUCUCUAAAAUAGUUAUAACAGACAGCCGCCUUACACACGUCACCAUCAACCCGUCUUCCAUAGAGGAGUUCUGGGUUUACUUGAAGCCAGAACUGAUACAAGAGAUACCGCCCAUGCAGGUAUCCUUUGUUGGCGGGUCGCAGUUCUCUAACAGUCUACGAAAACUCAGUU